AUGGAGGGUCCCAAUGAUUCAUGUCCCAAAGAACUUGCUGGAGUUGAAGGAGACCUGAAGAACAACGACACUGCUGCAGCAGCUGCAAAGAUCGAACAGUAUUUAAAAGAGCAAAAUAGUAUUCCUCUAAAUAUCGCCAUCACCGGAGAAUCUGGCUCUGGUAAAUCGACCUUUAUUAAUGCCUUCAGAGGCAUAUGUGAUGAGGAGGAGGGAGCUGCUCCUACUAGUGUUACAGAAACCACCUCAAAGGUUACACCAUACCUCCAUCCGAACUAUCCCAAUGUUACUUUAUGGGAUCUUCCUGGAAUCGACACCACCAAGUUUCCAGCUAAGAAGUACCUGAAAAUUGUUGAAUUUGAGAAGUUUGACGACUUCAUCAUCAUCUCAGACCCUCGCUUCAGAGAAAAUGAUGUGAAACUGGCUCAGGAGAUUCAGAGGAUGAAGAAAAAGUUCUACUUUGUUCGCUCAAAGAUUGACAAUGAUAUAAAUGGUGCGCAUAGAAAGACAGACUUCAGUGAAGAGAGGACUCUGACAAAAAUCAGAGAAGACUGCGUUCAGAGACUCAGAGAAUUAGGCAUUGAGUCUCCGCAGGUCUUCCUGGUGUCCAGCUUUGACCUCCAAAUGUACGACUUCUCUCUGUUACAAGAGACGUUAGAGAGAGAACUUCCUUCAAACAAGAGGGACACUCUGCUGUUUGUCAUGCCCAACAUCAGCCCAGAGAUCAUCAACAAGAAGAAGACAGCUUUGCAGUCCAAAAUAAAAUACUACCCUCUUGGAUCUGCAGCUGGAGCAGCUGUUCCAGUUCCCGGGCUUUCUGUUGCUGUUGAUGUUGCUUUGCUCGCUGGUGCUGUCGCACAUUUUGGUCAUGCAUUUGGUGUCGAUAUCCCGUCUCUGAGGAGACUUUCUGCCAGAACAGAUGGGUCACACACUGAUCUGUGCGCUGUCAUCAUUUCACCACUGGCUGCCUCAGAAAUAAGUAAAGAGUUCCUCAUGAGGGUGUUCACCCAGCUUGGGUGCACAGCUGCAUUAAUUGUAGCAGAGGAAGCAUCCCAAUGGAUUCCAAUAGUUGGGAUUCCAGUAGCAAUGGGCCUCUCUUUCACCACAACCUCCAAACUUCUGAAUUUGAUCCUCAACCAGCUCGCUGAAGAUGCUCAGAGCGUGUUUGAAAGGGCUCUGGGUCUGAAAAAGUCUCAUUAA
This is a messenger RNA of Archocentrus centrarchus (flier cichlid), 1197 nucleotides long. RefSeq names its product interferon-inducible GTPase 5-like. The transcript has 3 exons. The coding region runs from base 1 to 1197 and encodes 398 amino acids. Gene Ontology annotation, molecular function: GTP binding. The record is from RefSeq and is a predicted model, not a curated record. NCBI's taxonomy places the organism in Eukaryota, Metazoa, Chordata, Actinopteri, Cichliformes, Cichlidae. Gene Ontology annotation, cellular component: membrane.